GCCGUCCAAUUUCUUUGAAUUUUAAAAUUAUUACAAGAUUUAUGGACGCCGGUCACUGCUGGUCUUCGUGAUAAUUCCGGUGACUCGCGAAGGCACCUUCGCGCACCUUUGCGGACUUCUUCUUCAGUUAAUUGUCAAAGAUGGCGGCAACCAAAAGGUUACAGAAGGAACUCGGAGACAUUCGAGCCUCUGGUCUCAAGGCUUUUAGAGAUGUCCAAGUUGAUGAAUCAAAUUUGCUUCUGUGGCAUGGAGUUAUUGUUCCAGAUAAUCCACCAUACAAUAAAGGAGCAUUCAGGAUUGAAAUAAAUUUCCCUGCUGAAUAUCCAUUUAAGCCCCCAAAGAUUCAUUUCCGGACUAAAAUCUAUCAUCCUAACAUUGAUGAAAAAGGACAAGUAUGUUUGCCUAUCAUAAGUGCUGAAAAUUGGAAACCUGCUACAAAAACUGAUCAAGUUAUUCAAGCCCUUGUGGCCCUUGUAAAUGAUCCGGAGCCUGAACAUCCACUACGAGCAGAUUUGGCUGAAGAGUACAUUAAAGACCGCAAAAAAUUUGUGAAAAAUGCAGAAGAAUUCACCAAGAAACACAGUGAAAGGCGACCUCCAGAAUAAAAUUUCUCUGUUUGUGCUGGCACUGUGAUAUUGUCAACAAUGUUGCAUCUUCCUUUUACUUUUUAAAAAUUUUUAAUUGGUUGUCUUGUUAAAAUAAUGCAAGAUUAUGUGUACCCCAAGUCAAACAAGAGGGAUCAGUGAAUGGUGAAAUGCGACCUUUGUAAUGUCUAUUUCUGUACUUCAAUUUCUGUUUUCAUAUUGGUCAAUAACACCUAAAUCACAAGUUUUGGUUACUUCUUAUUUCAUGUCAUUAUCUUUAGUCUGCACAUGGUUGUGGAUGCAUAAUUCUACAUUAGUGUGCUGUAUUUCUCUUCGGUUUCAGUCCCGAAUGUUUUUAAGACUGGUAUAGCCAUGCGGAGGCAGGCAGAUGAUUAGAUCACUUAAGUGUGCUACUGCUAGUGGUUUUACACACCUAGACGUUCCACUCAAUCUAAAUGAUGAGACUGUUAAUUACUGUGCUUAACUAAUCUUCACAUUUGGCCUUGAAAUCAUAGACUACACCUGAGAAAUAAAUUGAAAAUUCAUUCACUCUCUUGUUCUUUUCUGUGAAGCCUGGCAUGUGAUUAAAAUAGGAAAGGUCAGUAAAAUUUGUGGUCAGAAAACUAAAUUGAAAUGCCAUGCAAGCUAAGUAUUAAUUAUUUUUCAUAUAUAGUUUUUGAGGGAUAACGUUAUAUUUGUAACUUAAAGAUAAGUGAACUGCUCAACACACACGAACAGUUCUCAACUUUAUUUUGUUUUGUUAAUCAUCUACUGGCUAAGUUUAGUUUUUUGUUUCUUUUUUUAAAAUUUAGUCUCAUUGCAUUGUGUACUGUGAAUCACCUCUUGCAAAGACGCAUAUCUGAAUUACUCAUGUGGUGAAAUCAUUCUAAUAUUGUCAAAUUGCCUGGCUUUGCUCUGUGCAUUUUUUUUCUGUGUGAUUGUGUGGUAGAGGACUGUAAUUAUUAUCUUAAGCACAUAAAUUGGUUUUCAUCAUUUGUA
Molecule: messenger RNA, 1583 nt
Organism: Frankliniella occidentalis (western flower thrips)
Lineage: Eukaryota; Metazoa; Arthropoda; Insecta; Thysanoptera; Thripidae
Gene: Ubc10
Product: ubiquitin-conjugating enzyme E2 L3
Exons: 4
Coding region: 141-605 (154 amino acids)
Source: RefSeq, a predicted model, not a curated record